UCGUUUGUUGGACCUCGACACUCGAGGCUCUUUCCCUGACACCUUAGCAAACCAGAUAGUUUUGAGGAUGGUAGAUUGCCAAAAGAGGCAUGAGUUAUGGUUUUUGAUUAAUGGCAAACCUAUGAGGUUUUCUCUCCAAGAGUUUGCAAUAGUAUCUGGAUUGUACACUAGUGGCGGACCAACACCUGAAGAAAUGAAUGUUGUUUCUUCUGAGAACAAUUUAAAGAAAAAGUACUUCAAUGACAAGAUGUCUAUUAAAAUAGAGGACAUAGCUAAUGCUCUAGAUAGCAUAUCAAAAGAAUGUAGGACUAAGGACAGAGUGAAGUUGUGCUUUAUCUAUUUGCUCAGCGCAUUUCUAAUAAUGCCAAGUCCUGGUUCGAUAGUAGAUCUUAAAUGGCUACAGAUAGUGGACAGGCUAGAUAUAUUUGACAAAUAUUGUUGGGGGAAGCUGGCAUAUGAGAAACUAAUAGAGCAAAUCACGAAAAAAGAUAUGAAGAAUAAUCCCACUGAGAAGGAGAUUAAGUGGAACUUCUUUAGUUGUCCUUGGAUAUUUAUGGUAAAUUUUUUUAUUAUGAUUAUAUUUUUAUUAAGUUUAUUUAUUUUUGGAUAUUUUUUAUUACAUUUUGUGAUAUGAUUUGAAUUAUUGUUUUGUCUCUUAUAGAUAUGGAUUUGUGAAGCAAUGCCAAAGUUGGGCGACAUGGUAGGACAAAGAAUCCCAGGAAACCAUAUUCCUCGAUGGCUUGGUUGGAAAAUAAAUGAUAAGCAUAAACUCACAGUUACAAGAAUAUCAGAAGUAAUAGAAAAUGAUGUUGAGUUUUUUGUGCGACCUACAUUAGCUCCAACUUCAAAGGAGAAGGAAGAACUUUUUUAUGAAAGGCUUGGUUGCUACGAGGACAAUGAAGAUGACGUAAUUGAUCAGAUUUCUUCAUUUUUAGUGGGUGAUGUCAUUCUACGUGAUCCACAGUGUUCUGCGCCACAUGUGGAGCCUCCAUCUUCGGGUUUGGAGCCUCCAUCUUCGGGUGUGGAGCCUCCAUCUUCGGGUUUGGAGCCUCCAUCUUCGGAUGUGGAGCCUCCAUCUUCGAAUAUGGAGCCUUUCCAAAUCAGUCCAAUUCGUCAAAUAUCAUACAUGCAUCCAUCUUCACAGCCUCCCUCUUCUUAUGAUGCUCGUAGUGAGUUAUUGGAAUCAGUGAAGCGUUUGAUAGCCGACCAAGAAAAGUUGCACAAUGCAAGAUAUGAGGAGAUUGAACGUGUAAAUAAAGAAAGGCACGACGCAAUAAUGGCAACCAUCGCCGACCAUGCUUACUUGAAUAGAGUGAGGCAUGAGACACUAUUAGAAAGAUUUGAUGUUUUGAUUGACAUCUUUCGACCUAUAGCUGCACAACUUUCUGGAGCUGGAGGAGAAAAGACUACAAAAGAUAACCAACAAGUAAAUUUUAUUUGCAAUAACUUUAAUAUAGCUAUUUUUAUUGUCAUCUAUAUUUUUAUUUAUAAUAAUAUGCCUUGUAACUUCAUGGUUGUAGGAUUCACCAUCUUAUGCACACUUUUUUGGAGAUGGAUUUGUAACACAUAUAGGAGAAAGGAACAUGGAGGGUGGCCAAGCCUCCACGCCUGUAGGAGAGAAGAUUGUUGA
Messenger RNA from Humulus lupulus (European hop), 1630 nucleotides. RefSeq lists its product as uncharacterized. The transcript has 2 exons. Bases 680 to 1630 code for a protein of 316 amino acids. The record is from RefSeq and is a predicted model, not a curated record. NCBI's taxonomy places the organism in Eukaryota, Viridiplantae, Streptophyta, Magnoliopsida, Rosales, Cannabaceae.